AAUGAGGCUCGGAGCCUGCACAGCUAACCCCCCGUCCAGUACGCUCUGUGAGAAAGCCUUGACCUUGCUUCCAUUUGAGGCUUCCCUCUUUCUUUGUAGGAUGGAUGAGGAGUUGCCAGAUGGGGUUGUCUUCAAAGACCACGACUUCUCCUCAGACUUGUUGAGACAGCUCAACAGCUUAAGGCAAAGCAAGAUUCUGACAGAUGUGAACAUCUGCUGUGGGGCCCAGGAGGUCCCUUGCCACCGCAACGUCCUGGCCUCCAGCAGCCCCUACUUCAAGGCCAUGUUCUGCAGCCACUUCCGGGAGAGCAGAGAGGCCAAAGUGCAGCUGAAAGGCAUCAACUCCGCAACUCUGGAGCAGGUCAUCACGUAUGUGUACACGGGAGAGGUGCACAUCUCAGCCGCCAGCGUCCUCCCGCUGAUGGAGGCAGCUGCCAUGCUGCAGUAUCCACGGCUGUUUGAGGCCUGUUCCUCAUACCUGCAGAGCCAGUUGGCUCCCAGCAACUGCCUGGGCCUGGUCAGGCUUGCGGAAAUCUUAAGCUGUGAGAGCCUUAAGAAGAAAGCCAGGGAAGUGGCCCUGACUUACUUCCCAGAGGUGGCGGCAUCAGCCGACAUGAAGGAGCUCUGUGCCGUGGAGCUGAGAGACUACCUGGGAGAUGACCGGCUCUGUGGAGAGGAGGAGAAGGUGUUUGAGGCCCUCAUGGCUUGGGUCAAGCAUGACCUCAGGGCCCGGUGGAAGUACCUGCAGGAACUGCUGCAGCAGGUCCGCUUACAGUAUAUUCACCCUGCUUUCUUCCACCACUUUAUGGCCAAUGAUGCCCUCCUCCAGUCCUCACCCGCGUGCCAGGCCAUCCUGGAGACGGCCAGAAAGCAGAUAUUCUCUUUGUAUGGUCCCAGUGCCCAGGACUGCAAACUCGUCUGGCACAGCCCCCCACGGAGCUCCUAUCAAGACUUCCUCCUCCUCCUGGGGGGACGGAAAGACAGCCAGCAGACCACCAGGGACGUCUUGCUCUACAAUAUACAGACCGGCCAGUGGCAGAGCCUAGCCAGACUCCCCACGCGAUUGUACAAGGCCUCGGCGGUCACCUUGCACCGCAGUGUCUAUGUGCUCGGGGGCAUGGCUGUUAGUGAGGGGAAGAGUCUCAUCAGCCGCAGUGUUUAUAUCUUCUCUCUGAAGCUCAACCAGUGGAGGCUGGGGGAGCCCAUGCUGGCAGCCCGCUACUCCCACAGGAGCGCUGCCCACAGGAACUUCAUCUUCUCCAUUGGGGGCACAGGAGAAGGGCAGGAGCUGCUGGGCUCCAUGGAGAGGUACGACAGCAUCUGCGAAGUGUGGGAGAGCGUGGCCAGCAUGCCAAUGGCCGUGCUCCACCCUGCCGUUGCGGUGAAGGACCAAAGGCUCUACCUCUUUGGGGGUGAGGACAUCAUGCAGAACCCUGUGCGCCUUAUCCAGGUUUACCACAUUUCCAGAAACACGUGGUACAAAAUGGAGACAAGAAUGAUCAAGAAUGUGUGUGCCCCUGCAGUGGUGCUGGGGGAAAGAAUUGUCAUUGUGGGAGGUUACACAAGGAGGAUUCUUGCUUAUGACCCUCAGUCUAACAAGUUUGUCAAAUGUGCGGACAUGAAAGACCGAAGGAUGCACCAUGGGGCCACAGUGAUGGGGGACAAGCUGUACGUCACAGGUGGACGGUGGCUGACCACAGACUGCAGCAUCGAAGACUCGGCUUCCUUUGACUGCUACGACCCUGAGACAGACACCUGGACGUCCCAGGGACAGCUACCUCACAAACUCUUUGACCAUGCCUGCCUGACUCUCCAGUGCAUACCCCACAUGGCCAGCCUCUCAUGAGAGCCAUGGGAACCAUCUCGGUCAAAAUGCUGUGUGGGGUGAGAGGCUGCAACCCAGCUCUGGUAGGGCCUAGAGCAGAGAAAGUCAAAACUACCACUUCUACAGAGUAGUCUUGUUCUUAAUGCCAGCGGGUGCUUUUGAAAAUUUCAUCCCUACCUCUGAACCAAUGCCAGACACUACACUAUUCUAACUGGAUAGAUCUGGAUCACAUCCCUCUUGGUGGGAGAAGUGAGG
Acomys russatus (golden spiny mouse) is the source of this 2080-nucleotide messenger RNA. RefSeq names its product kelch like family member 38 (gene Klhl38). Gene Ontology annotation, molecular function: protein binding. The record is from RefSeq and is a predicted model, not a curated record. The transcript is spliced from 3 exons. The coding region runs from base 2 to 1846 and encodes 614 amino acids. NCBI's taxonomy places the organism in Eukaryota, Metazoa, Chordata, Mammalia, Rodentia, Muridae.